AUGUCGCGUCAACCACCCCUUCCCAAUGGACUUCCUCCCCGACCUUCUGGAUCUUUCCAAGAUAGGGACAGAGAUGAUAGAAAUCAUACUCACAAUUACAAUACACGUAAUAACUAUCGUCGCGACACGGGUGGAGAUAAUUAUCGUCCUUCACCUCGACAAUCCGACAGUCAUGUCCCCCGCAGUGCAAAUCGCGAUCGCGAUCGCGAAAUGUAUCAAUUCGGUGGUCACAAUGCUCCUCCACCAGCCUAUGGAAAUUAUGCUCCUGGUGUUCAACCUCCUCGUCGUCCUGCUGCAGCUGGAGAUCCCUACCGUAUGAAUGAUGGUUAUCGCGCUCCACCCCCAGCCCCGAAUUUCGAUUUCCGUUACGAUGCACCACAAUCUAUCGAUUUCGAAAACGCCGGUAGAUAUCAGCCUCGCACCGAAGCUCGUACCAAUAAUCUUACCGGAAAUUCAGAUCGGAAUCAACCACAAGAUUUUCGUAAGGCUCGACGCGACAAUCCUCGUGGGCGUGGUGGUUACCGUGGUCGAAACGGUCCAAGAUUGGCAUCAGAUCGAGUUUUCUUGAAAGGAAAACGCUCACCUACUCCUGAGCUCAUGCCAGGUAUGAAUGAAGAUGCUACUACUGAUGCUAAAUAUAGAGACGUCGGCGACUUAUCCGACAGCGAUGAAGCUGAAAUGGAUAUGUCCGAUGACGACGACAAUAACGAUCAACCUAAGAAGAAGAUGGCUCGAACUGGUGCAAAGGCUGCAGAUGGUGACAGUGCUCCUAAGUGGUCGAACCCUGAUCCCUACACGGCCCUUCCACCACCAGGCGAAUCUGACCGAAAGAAAAAGGACGUCGUUAAGCUUAUUCGGAAAGCUCGUGUUACAUCUGGUGCAGAAGGUCCUGCCAAAACUGAUGCCGAUCAGGACGACUUCAUCUCUUUUGAUUUCAGUGGUGCCGGAGAUAUUGAUGGCGAAGAGGAUGAAUACGAGCCCCAGCCCUUCAAGCAGCCUGAAUCAGGUUCAAUUAAAUCUUUCAGUCACCUUGAAAACAUUCGACAAUUUGGCACUUCUCAACAACCACAAAGCUACGUUCAGGAGACUAAAGAAGUUGCCACUCAACCAAAGAGCUACAACGCCAUGCCCAUGGAUGUUAAUCAAACUCCAAAGAGAGAUUCCAAGCCAUUGGAUCUAUCAACUGAUCCCGCUCUAGGUAGCAGGAAGCGUACCGCUAACGAUGUGAUCAAGCCCCCACCACCUGUGAGUAAGCUCAUCCCUGGUAAACCUCCCCGAUCCAAAGGUGUCCUGCUUGCACAAUGGCGCGUUGAGCCUGGUCUGAACGACGCUCCUUGGCUUCAGGACCAUUCUGAUACCUCCAAUAUGGGAUUCUGGCUACAUAAAGAGAUCAUGGACUUUUACCAUUAUGUAAAACCCCGCAAGUUUGAACAUGUAAUUCGGAAAAAGUUACUUGUCGAUUUAAAGGAAACCUUUCGCAAAAGCUUUCACGAUUCUGAUAUCCUAGCUUUCGGCUCUUUCCCCGCAGGUCUAUAUCUCCCUACCGCUGAUAUGGAUGUCGUUAUGGUGUCAGACGAGUAUAUGAAUGGCGGAUACCCUAAAUACCACAACAAAAAUAGCAUCUGGCGAGUUAAAAGUUUUGUUGAAAAGGAACGUCUCAAUAUUGGCAGAAUCGAGGUGAUCGUUGGUGCGAAAGUGCCUCUCGCAAAAUGGGUCGAUGCUAUCACAGGGUUAAAGGUCGAUAUGUCAUUUGAAAAUGAGACAGGCCUCAUCGCAAACGACACUUUCCAAGAAUGGAAGGAUCAGUUUCCUGCAAUGCCAAUAUUGGUUACCAUCAUCAAGCAUUUAUUGGCAAUGAGAGGUCUGAAUGAGCCAGUUAAUGGUGGCAUAGGCGGAUUUUCUAUUACCUGUCUUGUCGUAAGUCUUCUACAGAACCUACCACAGAUCAAGAGUGCAACUAUGAUACCAGAACAUCAUCUCGGCGAGGUCUUGAUGGAGUUCCUCGACCUGUACGGUAAUGAGUUUAACACGCGUACUACUGCCAUUUCGGUGAACCCGCCUAAACUUUUCCCCAAAUCUGAGGCUCGCGAUCUCGUCUACAAAGAUCUUUCUAAGCCAAAGUUCUCAAUAGUUGACCCAAACAGAGCCGAUAACGAUAUCGCAGGUGGUUCAUCAAAUACUCCUGCGAUUCAAGAUUGCUUUUCUGCUGCCUAUUCUGCUUUACAACAGAGCAUGAACACGUUGCAAAACUCUGAUCUUAAGACUCGCCGAAAUCAAAGUCUCCUUCGGUGUGUUAUUGGUGGAAACUAUGAAUCCUUCCGGCUUCAACGAGAACACCUUGCCCACAUACAUGAAAGAUUGGUUGGUCCAAUUGAAGACGAGUGA
This is a messenger RNA of Sclerotinia borealis F-4128, 2385 nucleotides long. NCBI's taxonomy places the organism in Eukaryota, Fungi, Ascomycota, Leotiomycetes, Helotiales, Sclerotiniaceae. The record is from the annotation of a GenBank genome assembly.